CUUUCCGUAAGCAAAGCAGCCGGACAAGCAGUGGAUUGUGGUCGGCCUUCGGUGAUUGACCAGUUUUAUUUUUGGAAUUGGACUUCGUUUUGAAUACUUGGACAUUUAAAGUUCAGCGAUUAGAGGGCAACUAUCGGAUUUAGUUAAUGAAAGAGUUAAUAACGUAAAAAAAAUCAAAUGCCACCCAACGUGGAGCUGGAAGCAUGGCGUGUUUCUGGCAUAUCCCGAACAUAUCCCAGUUAUCGCAGAAAGUUUCCCAUUAGCGAUGAGAGCUGGUUGGAGGGUAAACAUAACGACGAUGAGGCCGAGGGUCUCUGGCGGAUUAAAGAUAAACUCUACGACUUGACAGACUUUGCUCAACGGCACCCGGGCGGUGCCUUUUGGAUCGAACGAACGAAAGGUACCGAUAUCACAGAGCCCUUUGAGUCCCAUCACAUCGAGGAACAUGCUGCUCGCAUGCUUAGCAAAUUUGAGGUACGAUCGGCCUCAAAGCCUAGGAAUUACAAGUUCACUUUCAAAGAAAAUGGUUUCUAUAUGGUCCUGAAAAAACGUGUGAGAGAAAAACUGCGAUCCUUGGACAAUCGAUCAACGCGAAAGACCGAUCUCCUUCACAGCGGAAUCUUACUGUCUGUCUUUCUGUUGAGCUGGACAGCUACAGUGCUGGACUCAAUGGUGUUGAGGGCCUUUGCUGGACUUGCCCUUUGCUGGUUGGCCACUUCCUCCCACAAUUACUUCCAUCAGCGUGAUAAUUGGCGCAUGUACAGCUUUAAUCUAAUAAUGAUGAACUUCAACUGUUGGCGCAUUUCUCAUGCACUCUCCCAUCAUGUUUAUACCAACUCUCUGCAUGAUCUCGAGAUGUCGCUGUUUGAGCCUUUUCUCUGUUGGCUGCCGAGUCCACAUUAUGCGAGCAAGCGGCAGCGAGUUAUCUCCUUACUGAUCUCACCCGUAAUAUAUACGGUAUUGAGUCUAGUGCAGAUCUCACAACGUCUGGUUUACUCCGUUGUCAAACGGAACGUUAUGUACUGGCACGAUCUUUUGGGCCUCAUCUUACCCGUCUUCCUUUAUCUAUCCACAAAUGUGGAACUUGGUUCAGCGAUCGUCAACUGGGCUAUCAUUGUGGGCAUGGCCAGUUUCCUUUUUGGCUUUAUUGGUCUAACUGCAGCUCACCAUGACCCGAGAAUCUAUCAUGAUGGAGAUGCACCGCGUACUGAUCGGGAUUGGGGUUUGUUUCAGCUGGACACGAUCAUCGAUCGUGGCGACAUCAAGUGGUCCGAUUUACUGGUUCUCACCCACUUUGGAGAGCAUGCACUGCAUCAUAUGUUUCCCACUCUUGACCAUGGCAUUCUAAAACAUCUGUACCCGGAAUUGCGUCAGACCCUACGUGAGUUCAAGAGUGAAUUGCGGGAAAUCAACCAUUGGGGUCACAUAAAGGGUCAAAACCAACAAUUACUGCGUACAAAGCCGAAUCCAAUUCCACCGGGCAGCAAGAAGUUUAAAUAGUUUUAUUAAGUGUAUGAAUGGUCGUGGAUUUUUAAGUGCUAUGGUUUUCUUUUAGAACUGGUAAAUUAUAUAAUACAAUGCAAUCUCUAUU
Molecule: messenger RNA, 1591 nt
Organism: Drosophila innubila
Lineage: Eukaryota; Metazoa; Arthropoda; Insecta; Diptera; Drosophilidae
Product: cytochrome b5-related protein
Exons: 4
Coding region: 178-1500 (440 amino acids)
Biological process (GO): lipid metabolic process
Cellular component (GO): mitochondrion
Source: RefSeq, a predicted model, not a curated record